AUGGAGUCCUGUCAUGUUCUCAGAUUGCCGGAUGAGAUACACGUCGCCGUGGCUGAACUCCUUCCCGGAAAUGCCAUCAAGUCGCUCCGUGCAACCUGCACCAAGCUGAACACCAUCGCCUCGCCGUACCUCUUCCCUGUACUCUACCUGUCAUGCCACCAGCUCGAUCUCGACGUGUUCCGACUUGUCACAAGCAACCCGCUUCUCAUCAGCGGUGUCAAAGAACUCGUGAUUGACGACACCACCCUGUCGCCUCGUCUCGCCGACUGGGAGGUUUACAGAACCAUGGCCUCGUACUCACACAUGUGGCCCGAACGGAAGAAUGCGUAUCACUGGCCCCAAAAGUUCGACGAGGCAGGUCGUAUUUGGUCCGAUGAACCAGACAAAGAGUUCCACAAUCUAUUCACGUCUGUCCUCAAAGGCCACCACGAGAACCGCCAAAGUCAUGCCGACAUCAUUGCCCUCAAGCAGGCUAUGCCUCUUUUCAAGUCACUGCGAAGUCUCGUUAUCAGCAACCGCACGGCCGAUGACGACUUCGACUCAGGAGCGCAGAGUGAAGAGUCGAGUAGCCCAGUUGUCAAAAUGUGGAGGCGUUUUGGGGCAACCAAGCAGGAGCGACCUCCUUUCCCACCCAGGUGCGACUGGAUAGCGCCAUGGCACGAGCCUGGUUCCAGAGCCGAAGUAAUGCAACUCGACUUUUUCAACGACGAUUUAGAGAAAUACAUCAAAGAGUAUGGGGUGCCGCCUACCGCCGAUGAGCAAGAGAAGCGUGAUACAGCAGAUGCUCAAUCCGCCACAGAAGAUCUCGCGAGCCACAAUGGGUUUCUUGACGGGUACCAUUGCCGCAUGGUCGGCCGAGAAGCCCGUGCUGUAAUCAUCGCCCUUGAAGUCCUCGGGGACCCAAGUAUCCGUACCCGUCUCACUGAAUUCAGAGUAGAUGCCUCUUUGGAGGUAGGAGAUACGUCAUUAUAUCAGCCCGGCCUCCCGAUCCUUCUUUUCGACAGCCACGAGUCUCCAUUCCCUCCAAAACUCAUCUCUUCUUUCUCCAGCAACUGCAUGACCAAAUUUCACCUCGUCCUAAGCGACUAUCGUGAUGCAUUUGAUGGUGCAUUUAUCGGCGGGAAGUCGAUGGAUCAGGGAAACAUCGCCCAGCUUCUUGCCUCUAUGCCCCAACUGGAGGAUCUUCUUCUAGAGCCUCACGGCAUGAAAGUGUUCUCUGCAAUUCCGGAUGACGUUACCUUUCGCCGACUUCAGCGCGUUGAGUUCAGCUGCGGUGAGAUAGACCCUCAGAAACUCGUCGGGUUCAUUCGGCGCCACGCCUCAACCCUCAAAUUUCUCACCGUUCAGUAUUGUUGCAUUGAUCCGGAUAAUUACGAAGAUAUUUGGGAGGAUGUCAUGCGCGAUAUCCGCCACAUGCAAGAUGCAAAGGCUUUGGACCUUUAUGACGGGCAGGUCACCGGUGCUUAUGUCGAUGCGCCCAGUGAAGGCUGCGGAAAGAACAACACACUGGACCUCGGAGGCCCAGAAAUGGUUCGCCAUUGGGAAUUUAUGUUUUUCUCAUUUUGGAGGCGGUACCAUGAGUACCGGUGGGAAUUUCAGAGUGAUGACGAGGAGGGCGGCGCAAGCGAUCUGGAGAGUGGAAGCGAGGGCAGCGAGAACGAAGCCUCUGGACUGUAG
Fusarium subglutinans is the source of this 1677-nucleotide messenger RNA. RefSeq lists its product as uncharacterized. The coding region runs from base 1 to 1677 and encodes 558 amino acids. The record is from RefSeq and is a predicted model, not a curated record. Lineage: Eukaryota; Fungi; Ascomycota; Sordariomycetes; Hypocreales; Nectriaceae. The transcript has 2 exons.